Molecule: messenger RNA, 2524 nt
Organism: Ictalurus punctatus (channel catfish)
Lineage: Eukaryota; Metazoa; Chordata; Actinopteri; Siluriformes; Ictaluridae
Product: B-cell receptor CD22
Exons: 10
Coding region: 1-1935 (644 amino acids)
Source: RefSeq, a predicted model, not a curated record
AUGAGUCAGAUUUAUAUCACUUUGCUCACAGCUGAUUGGUCCAAAUUGGGUUUGAGUUUUCUUACCCAGAAUAAAACCAGUUCUGGAGCAGGAGUUCAGGCUCAGCACAGUGUAACGCUCUCCUCGCAGAGUCUCUGUGCUGUUACUGGAUCUACAGUAAAAAUCCCCUGUACAUUUACACCUGAUAACUCCAGUGUCACACAGACAGAGUGGUAUCGAGUCCAGAGCUCUGAAGGAGAACCACGAGACCUGAGCAAAGAUCCACAAUACUCAGGACGAGUGUCUGUAAGAACAGUGACGUCUGACUGUGAGCUGACAGUGAGGAAUGUGAGAGUGAGUGACUCUGGAGUUUAUAACUUCAGAUUUAAAACACACAGCAGUGACUGGAUAUCAGCUCCAUCUGGAGUUCCUCUGACUGUUCCAGAUCUGAAGGUUACAGUAUCAGACUUGGAGAGCUACAAGUCACUGAGCUGCAUCACCACCUGCCCCUACAACACCACUUAUGUCUGGUACAGGAACGGACAGUUUAAAGUUCAACAGGACAGAGGUGAACUGUAUGUCACUAGUGAGGAACCAGGCAGCUACUCCUGUGCUGUAGGAGGACACGAGGAGCUUCGCUCUCCUGCUGUCUGUGUUUUUGAUGAGAAGAGCUGCUGGAAUGUGACGUACUCCACCCAGAAUAUCUGCUCUCUGAUUGGCUCAUCAGUGGACAUACUCUGUGAUGUCACUUUUACUGAUCAUUACAAGGUCACAAAAGUGGUCUGGUUCAUUAAAGAUCAGACUGAUGUUGAACCUGUGGAUGUGAGAGAGGAUGAGGAGUAUCAGGGCAGAGUGCAGUACACACAGAUCUCCCAGAAUAACUGUAGUCUGAGAAUCACUAACCUGAGAGAGAGAGACGCUCAGACAUACAGAUUCAGAUUCUACACUGAUGGGGGUAAUUACACCGGUGAUCCUGGAGUCUCUCUGUCUGUCACAGAUCUGAAGGUUACAGUAUCAGACUGGAGUGAGCAGUACAUGAAUCUGAGCUGCAUCACCACCUGCACUCUGUCUAACAACCCCACUUACAUCUGGUACAAGAACGGACAGCGUGUGUCUGAGUGUAAAUCUGCCUCCUGCUCUGUAGCUGCAGUCGGUGGUGCGGUCAGUUACAGCUGUGCUGUUGAAGGCCAUGACAGUCUCCUCUCUCCUCCAGUGUAUUCCCCUAAAAACACCAGAGCAGUGGUUCUUUCCUCUGGAGACACAGUGGAGGGGGAUUCAGUGACUCUGAGCUGUAGCAGUGAUGCAAACCCUCCUGUUCUCACCUACUCCUGGUUUAAACAGAGAGCAGCUGCAGACACACUGCUGACAACAGGCCAGAAUUACAGCAUCAGCAACAUCAGCUCCCAGCACAGCGGACUGUACUACUGCACUGCUCACAACCAGCUGGGACAGCACAACUCUACACCCACACUCCUGGAUGUGAAGGGUAACUCUACACCAACACACCUGGAUGGGUCAGAUAAUUACACAGUGUUAAUGCUCGUCAUGGUGGGACUGGUCGCCUUCCUGGCAGUAACACUCCUCUCAGGAGCUCUGUGGAUGUGGAAGAGGAAGUCGAGCUCAGCUAAUGGCCACAGCAGCACUGGUGAGAGUGGACAGUGUCACUCUCCUGCUGUUUAUGAAAAUGUCUCAGCCUCAGGCCGCAGUGGAAGAGUCGCCUCAGAUGAUCAGGAUGACGUUCACUAUGCCAGUGUUGUCUUUAAAAACUCCCACACACAGGAAGUGUCUCCGUCAUGCAGACUUCCUCCAGACACCACAGAGGAAGAGGAUGUUCAGUACGCUGCUGUGAACGUUAGCAGGAGCACUGCUGCCAUCCAGCUUGUGGCAGACGAAGCGGCUGAUGAUCCGUCUCAGCUCUACAGCAAGAUCCAGAAACUCCCCACUUCAGCAGUGUAGCCCAUCAUUAGUCCUGUGGCCUGGGAUCUAAAAGCUAAAGAGGUAGCACUUCAGGUUCCUGGAAAAAAGCUGAGAGAGAUGUGAUAGUUCUGUCCUGUAUCUCUGUUUUAACCCUCAACACUGCUUCCAAAUCUAACAGGAGAAGAGGGACGGCUUUUUUGUUUUUUGUCUUUAAUUUAUUUAUUCAUUUUUGUUACACCACGGCCAGCAGAGGGCACUGUGGCACGGCUCCGGACUGGUCACAUGACUGUUUUGUUUUCAUUCGCUUUCUGCCCGAGUUCUAAUUUCUGUUUUGAGGUUGUGCUUGAUUUAACCCAGGUGUAUUUGGUUUAGUUUAAUUAUGUUGGGUAUUUAAACCCCUCGGGUCUAUGCGCACGUUAUUAUUUGUAGUUAGAAUACUUGUGUGAGAAGGCUCAGUCUGAACGGUGUAGCGGCUAGCUUUAUCAUGCUAAGCGGUCUUUGUUUUCAUGUCCUGUUUUCUGCCUCGACUCUAGUUCCAUGUUUUCUCGUUAACUCUAGACAGACCGCGUUCCCGUGUUUGUUUGUUUGUGUCAUUGAUUUAUUAAUAAAGACAGUGCUCCUGCACUUA